UUUUUUUUUUUACUUUUGCUAAAACUAUUUUCUUGUAUUCUAUCUACACAAACACAUUCUACUUAUGGCUGACAGAGGAGCACACAGAGGUCAUCAUUCCGCCGGACGAGGCGGUGAACGUGGACGUGGUGGACGAGGUGGUGGACGAGGUGGUGGACGUGGUGGGUAUCAACAGUCGGGUCAUCCACAAAAGAAAGAAUCAAUCUUGGAUCUUGGAAAGUACAUGGAAAAGAAGGUGCGCGUAAGAUUCAAUGGAGGAAGAGAAGUGGUUGGAAAGCUGAUGGGUUAUGAUCCACUACUGAAUUUGGUUUUGGAUGAUACAAUUGAAUAUACAAGAGAUAUGGAAACCGGGUAUGUAACAAACGAGACCAGAGAACUUGGACUGGCUGUUUUGCGUGGCACUGCAGUUAUUUUGAUAUCACCCUUUGAUGGAUCCGAAGAAAUCGAAAAUCCGUUCUUGGCUCAGUAACCUUUUAUCUCUAUUUCUUUCUUUUAAAAAAAAAGAAGAGGAAUAAGAAGAAGAAGAAGGAGGAGGAAAAUUGUGUGUUUCAAAGACGAUUGUAUAUGAAACUAAAAUGAUAAUAACAAUAAUGAUAAUAAAAAAGAAUAAAAAGAGC
Molecule: messenger RNA, 617 nt
Organism: Phycomyces blakesleeanus NRRL 1555(-)
Lineage: Eukaryota; Fungi; Mucoromycota; Mucoromycetes; Mucorales; Phycomycetaceae
Exons: 4
Coding region: 65-469 (134 amino acids)
Biological process (GO): nuclear-transcribed mRNA catabolic process; mRNA splicing, via spliceosome
Cellular component (GO): U2-type prespliceosome; catalytic step 2 spliceosome; Lsm1-7-Pat1 complex
Molecular function (GO): RNA binding
Source: RefSeq, a predicted model, not a curated record